CUGCGCUCGAGCGGGGAGGGAGGGAGAAUCUUUCGUCCGUCCGUCUGUCCGCGCGCUCGCUCGCUCUUGGUGCUGGCGCUUCUCUCCUCAGACUCCGCCAAACAAACAAACACAAACACACACACACACAGCAUGUCCGGCAGAUCGGUGCGAGCCGAGACCAGGAGCAGGGCGAAGGAUGACAUCAAACGGGUCAUGGCAGCUAUCGAAAAAGUACGGAAAUGGGAGAAGAAAUGGGUGACUGUUGGUGACACAUCGCUAAGGAUCUACAAAUGGGUGCCUGUAACAGAACCUAAAGUUGAUGAUAAAAACAAAAACAAAAAGAAGGGGAAAGAUGACAAAUGUGGUUGUGAAGUGAUAACUCCAGAAAACAGCUCCUCCCCAGGCAUGAUGGAUAUUCAAGAUGAGAACAGUAAUCAGAGUUCCAUAGCAGAUGCCUCUCCAAUGAAGCAGGAAAAUAGCAGUAACCCAAGUCCUGCACCAGAGCAGAAUUUAGUGACUCAAGCAGAGGGAUCUGACACCCGGAUCGAAGAAAUACACCCCCCCGUCAAAGAACAACCCAGCUCUGAUGACACAUCACCACCACCAGAGGCAAGUUCCCAAACUCCUGCAGAAUCGUCCCUGACUGAUGCAGAGAAAUCAGAUGUGCAGCCAUCAGGAGUGAAAGAGAACAGAGAGACAACCAAAGAUACUCAGGAAUCUGAAGAUGGAGAGCCACUUCCAAAAAAGCUCAGAACAGAGACCCCUCAGCAGAGUGCUGAGGAGAGUUAGACUGUUCAUUAAACUGUGGGGUUCCCUUCCACAUAAAGGUACAUCAAUGGCCUCAUUUCAGACCAACCUUCUAGAAACUUUCACAUAUUACUGAACAUGGAGGAACCACUGACCACCAAGGAAUGUUGAGUCGUAAUCCAAGAAAAAAAUUUGGGAAGACUGAACAGAUAUGAAGCUGACUAAUUUCUCCUGUGAUAUAACAUUCUAGUGAUUUAUAUAUUUAAAUUACUUUUGCUGUUAAAGUUGGGUGGGGUGGGUGGAAGAAAUGGACUCAGGAGGGUUGACGCACUGGUAGUUUAUAAAACUUGUCAAGAUCACAUGUUUUUUGCUGCUGUAUUUUCAUUCUUUUAUUUAUGUUAUGAAAUAUUUAAUGAUGGUACAGGUCAGAAUUAGUAUACGUAUGAAAUCCAUUAUUCAUGCCAUUUAAUUCCAUUUUGUGCCUCUUAAAAUGACCACUAUCUUGUAGAAAAUGCCCUGUUUGCAUAAUGCCUUGAAAGUAGUAAGGUUCUCUAUGUGAUCAUGUUAAUCAGUAUAAUACAGUCUGAAUUAAUUGGUCCAUCUCGCAUUUAGCUUUGUAACUUAGAAAUGUGGAGCGGGUAUCUAUAAAAUAUAACGAUUUCCUUGAAUACAUCCCAUAUACAGGUUGUAAUAUUCAUUUACCAAGGUGUGAACAGAUUUUUCUAUGUAAGAGGUUUGUCAGGGUAUUAUUUUUACAUUAUCUAUAGUGGAUGUGUAAUUGAAUUGAACCAAUCAAUAAUCAAAUAGUGAGAUUUAGAGUGUCUACAAUAGUUGCUUUGGCUCAUUUAUCUUGGACAAGUCUGACAAUGAUUUGAAUAGCCAGUUCAAUCUGUGCUGGCAACCAGUAUGGAAGUUGUGUUUAUUUGUUUUUGAUACUCGUGUGGCAGAUUUUGGUGAUAGUGGUACAGACCUAACACAAAUGUUGGGUAUGGUGUUUGUCAAUUUUGUGUGCGGUGGGGAGAUCAGUAAAAUGGAAGAAAAUAUAAAUGCUGAACCUUGAACCUUUUUCUUCCAAAAAAAAAAAUUAUUCUAGUUUGUAAUUUCUGAUUUGUUAGCUAAUGAUAGCUAACCUUCCAAUUUGGGUACUGUAACUUCAUUUAAUAUUGAUCCAUUUCAAAUUGAUGUGAAACUCACAAACUUUGGCAAUACUGCAUGUUCUAAAUUUUAAAACAUUUACAAUCUUGACAAGUGUGGCAUUUUCUUAAAUUAUAUUUUCUGCAGUGUCAUACAUGUGUCCAGGGAUUACCCCCUUGAAACAUCAAUGUAAGGUUGUGAAGGCCAUGGCACUAAAAUGUGGACUCGGAUGUGAACUAUGGAACUCGCUUCUUAAAUUGCCUUUUUAUUUAACAUUGCUCCAUUAUAAACGAUUGCCACCAGAUGCACUCAAUUCCAGUUCUAAGAUAUUGGUAGAUAUCUAUACCUCAUGCAUUCCUCUUUAAAUGAUAACCUGUAUAAACAUUUAUAGUUACCUAUCCCAGUAAGAUGUCUGUGAGCUUUGAGGUAAAUAACUGCUGAACACAGUUAAGGCAUUACUGCUUUAUUUAUUUGAGGCUCUUAAUCACUAUUAUGAGACCCAUGGUUACAAACACUAAUAAAUGGAACUUAACAUUAAAUUCAAAAUCCUGGCUGUAAGGAAUUAUAAUUAGAUUAAUUUCCUGUACCGUAUUACAAUUCCAUUAUGCACAUAUUAUGAGUGCUUCUAUUUAACGGGUACGAAUCAUAUAAAUCUGGCCAUGGCCUAAGAUCAUCACACUUUCAUGUAUUGGCAUGUCCAAAUUUCUCAUCUUAAACUGGAGCCAAUAUGUAAUCACCAUAUACAAGAAUUUAAGCUCCAAGUAUUCACUAUUGCCUCGUGUAAAUGUUGAAUUUCAAUAACUGGGGCCAUUUUAAUUCUCAAAUGCUUUCAGAUUCUAUAACUUACUGCCAUCAGUUUACCCAGCAUAAAUUUGAUAUUGAACAUCCAGUGUUUCAUUAUAUUUAAAUAUGCUUUAACUGCUGCAGUUUCUCAUGUGACUGAUAUCUAAUUUGUUUUACUUAAAUGGGCUUCAAGUUCAGUGUAUUAAUGGGGGACAUUGGUUGUAAAGCACAUAUUACAGACUUUGGAGUACAUAAUACGUGCAUACUGGUACUGAAGGUUUUGAACAGCCCAAAGGAACUGUUGAAGACUCUUGAAAAGGCCCAAUAAAUCUUUUGACUUGUACUAAAACAGAAUGCUGCCCUUUGCCCACUUCUGUUAGUUCAGUUGAAGAACCAUUUUGUCCAUAGAUUCUUAACAUGUUGGUAUAGGAAGUGGUAUUUUUUUCUGCAAAGAACAAGAUGUCUAACUCAUAAGCAACAUUUAAAAGCUUGGGUGGUGAAGACUGAAAUGCCUCCAUUUAGUUUUUGACUUAAUUCAAUUAUUUUCCCCUCUCUUAACAAAUGCAUCUGUUUUCAGUUGAUUAAGUAUUUGACUUCCAUUAUACUUUGUGGAAAAUGGUUUCAAAUUUGUUGCUUGGCUGUCUUAGUGUUGCAAGAAAUGUAAACAAGGAGUCAGCAUUGUGUUUUAUACUAUUUGUCAUGGUAUAGCAACAUUUUAUUAUUUACUAGUUUGGAGUGAGUCAGUAACUAGUAUUUCUGGUUACAAUCUGAAAAUCCAAAAUAAUGCUGGCAAAAGUGCAUCUAGCGAUUUUUGAACAUCCAACCAAUUUUAUAUAUCUUUUACAAAGUCCCAAUUGGUUUACAAUUCAAUUUUCAUGACCUGUGGGAACUUUUCUAGAAAUUAAAGAAUUUGUUGUAAUGGAGACUUGUUGAAUUAUCAAUGUCAAAUUACCUUCUAAAUCAUAUGAAAUUUCUUUUUUGCGGAAAUGCUAAGCUAAGUAAAAAGGGAUAAUUUUGCAGUUAGUACAACUGGACCACAAACAAAUUACAAAUGACGUGCAGUUCCUUAAAAUUAAUUGCUGAUAAAUAUGUGGUUCUCAAUGGUGUAUACUAUCUGAAAAAUCCUAUAUGGUUAUUGACAAAAAUACACGAGUCAUUAGUUUGUUCCCAGUUCAGCAUGUUUUCCUGCUGUUUUAGUUAUCAGUUCCAUAAGAGAAGGCCUUUUGUUAUUAAAAUUCAUGCAAGACUCUUACAAGUAAUUCUAGAUGGGCAUAAGACUAACAUUGUUUACUUGUAACUAGUCCACAGAAGUGUGGUUUAGUUCCGGUUAUUUUUGGAACCUUAUUGUAAUUUACUGGGGACUGACAAAAUUCUAGCUAGGUUCAACAGUAUUAUUAUUGUUUUGUUCUAGUUACAUAAACCAAAAUGUUUUAAUGGUAGAUUUACUAAAUAUCUGGGUAUAACAUCCAAAAUGGAAAAGCUGAUUGACUUUUGUGUAGAUAUUUGUCAGUUUCAAGACUGCUGCAAUGAAAGUUAGUUGUAUACCUCGUGUCAUGAAGGGGCUUAACAGUAUGAUUUUUUAAAAAACAAUUAGCAACACUAAUGAACUUUGUAGAUGUGGUAUGAGUGUUUUAUAAAGUCAGUUGUAGUCUUGCCUUUCCAUGAUCAAAUUUGGGUUUUGCUAAUAGAACUUCUGUACAAUGUAAUUUUGGUACUGUCUAUUUUUCCAUUUGAAACUUGUAAAGUUGUAUGUUCAAGAAAGCCUCUGGCAGAAGGUAUAGAAAUGAUUUCAAUUCUAUUGUGGAGGCUGCAUCACCACUAAAGCAAGAAAAUCUUGUAAUUUUAAAAGCUGGGGUGAUGCCAUUUUUCUUUUUGUACUACAAAGUAAAUAUUGGAGCUUCUGUUACACCUUCUUAAAAAUUUCUUCCAUCUAAGGAAGGCUUUGAAAUAUAUUCCAUCCUAGAUCUGUAAAUUCUAAACUGAGUAUCUUGUUAGACUGGAACAUUGCGUUGACCAGAAUCAGUUUAACUUCAUGAACUAGAUAAACAUUGACAUUUAAAUCGUGUCCUUGCAAUUUUUAAGAAAUUGAAGCACCACAUUCCAAUUUUUUUUUGUAGAAGUGCUGGUGCUUAUUUAUUAAUAAAUUGACACAGCAGUUCGUACUGCUGCACUAUUAACUACAGAAAACUAUGUGAAUCUUGUCCGGGUAUCAACAUGAAUAAAUAUAUCUAAUUGUCCAUAUUUUAAUCUAUAAUUUCUAGAGAUCAUGGCUAUCAUGAAAAACUUAACACUUUGAAUGCAAUGUGUUGUACAGCAGUGUUUUCUUUCUUAUUUAUUCCUUAAGUAUGGUUUGUACCAUGUACAAUGACUGUUUUCAUGAAUAAAAAAAGUUGUAUAACA
Molecule: messenger RNA, 5046 nt
Organism: Leucoraja erinaceus (little skate)
Lineage: Eukaryota; Metazoa; Chordata; Chondrichthyes; Rajiformes; Rajidae
Gene: bcl7a
Product: BAF chromatin remodeling complex subunit BCL7A
Exons: 6
Coding region: 133-771 (212 amino acids)
Source: RefSeq, a predicted model, not a curated record